AAGUCCUAUCACAGGGUGGGAGGGGAGGCAGGGAGUCUGUGAAAGGCUGGGAAGAAAGGCCAGUGCCUGAACGGCAGCACCACUCAAAGCCGGGCCGCCAUGGAUGUCCUCGUCCGACUGCUGCAGCUGCUGGUGCUGCUCCUGACCCUGCCCCUGCACCUGAUGGCUCUGCUGGGCUACUGGCAGCCCCUGUGCAAAAGCUGCUUCCCCUACCUGAUGGCCAUGCUAACCGACAAGGCCAACCGCAAAACGGAGAGCAAGAAGCAGGCACUCUUUGGCCAGAUAAAGGAACUUACAGGAGCCUCUGGGACGGUGGCCCUGCUGGAGCUGGGCUGCGGCACUGGUGCCAACUUCCAGUUCUACCCACCUGGCUGCAAGGUGACCUGCCUGGACCCAAACCCCCACUUUGAGAAGUUCUUGAAAAAGAGCACGGCUUAGAACAGGCACCUCCAAUAUGAGCGGUUUGUGGUGGCUUCCGGAGAGGACAUGAGACAACUGGCCGACAGCUCCAUGGAUGUGGUGGUCUGCACCCUGGUGCUGUGUUCUGUGCAGAGCCCGAGGAGGGUCCUGCAGGAGGUGCAGAGAGUGCUGAGGCCGAAAGGCGUGUUGUUUUUCUGGGAGCAUGUGGCUGAGCCACGCAGAAGCUGGGCCUUCAGGUGGCAGCAAGUUUUAGAACCCACCUGGAAACACAUUGGGGACGGCUGCUGCCUCACCAGGGAGACCUGGAAGGAUCUGGAGGGCGCCCAGUUCUCUGAACUCCAAAUGGAAUGACAACCCCCCUUCAAGUGGUUACCUGUUGGGCCCCACAUCAUGGGAAAGGCUGUGAAAUAACCCUUCCCCAAGCCCCCCAGGCUAUCAUUCGCUCCCUCCCCUGCUUCCAGUCAGAACAACCCCACCCACCAGCCAUGUGACGACGGAUCUAGGCAGAGAGAAGCCAUUUGCCCCACCACCCCUCCUUCUCUUCUCCCUCUCUUUCCGCAGUGAAAAAUAAAAAGACCUAUUGCUACCCUGACCAGAGAGAGAGAACAGCCAUCCCCCAUCAUAUCCUUAACUGCAAACUUCUGGAAUGGCUCUCCCAACUCUU
This is a messenger RNA of Choloepus didactylus (southern two-toed sloth), 1084 nucleotides long. RefSeq names its product methyltransferase like 7B (gene TMT1B). Gene Ontology annotation, molecular function: S-adenosylmethionine-dependent methyltransferase activity. Lineage: Eukaryota; Metazoa; Chordata; Mammalia; Pilosa; Megalonychidae. The record is from RefSeq and is a predicted model, not a curated record.